AUGUCAGCAUUGUCAUGCCUCAUCCUGGCGCUAUUCGGCUGCCUGCCCCUGUUGCAGGGGCAACAUCAGCAGCAGCAGCAGCAUGCAGCAUACCCCGCCUGGCUGUACGCCGUGCCGUGGCGUCCGCUGGUGCCGCCCACCACUCCACGGCAAUUGCCGCUCUCGCAGCUGAGUCCCGGCUAUACGGGUCCACAGACCUUUCCUUUCGUGCAGCGGCAGCGGGAGCGGCAGAAGCAGCGCGAGCCUGAGCCGCAGGAUCUGUUUAGGCCACAGACGCAGCUGCUGGAGCACACGGGACCGCCUGUUCAGGGCAUGUUUGCGCUGCCCUUUAGGCCCUCACCCUUUGCGGGCUACACGGAUGAGUAUGACGAGUAUCAGGCAGGAGGAGGGUCUCUGGAGGGGCCAGCAAGAGAAACAGAACGAGCUGGAGCCUAUGUCUACCUGUCCCCGGGGCGUGUGUACAGCCUAUUUAGAUCAUAG
Messenger RNA from Drosophila obscura, 480 nucleotides. RefSeq lists its product as uncharacterized. The transcript has a single exon. Bases 1 to 480 code for a protein of 159 amino acids. The record is from RefSeq and is a predicted model, not a curated record. NCBI's taxonomy places the organism in Eukaryota, Metazoa, Arthropoda, Insecta, Diptera, Drosophilidae.